Molecule: messenger RNA, 1041 nt
Organism: Penicillium chermesinum
Lineage: Eukaryota; Fungi; Ascomycota; Eurotiomycetes; Eurotiales; Aspergillaceae
Product: trihydroxytoluene oxygenase
Exons: 4
Coding region: 1-1041 (346 amino acids)
Biological process (GO): L-methylmalonyl-CoA metabolic process
Cellular component (GO): mitochondrion
Molecular function (GO): methylmalonyl-CoA epimerase activity
Source: RefSeq, a predicted model, not a curated record
AUGCCAGCCAGUGUGGGGGCGUCUAUCCCAGAUAUCGAGGCCCUUGGGCCCGAGAUAGAGAGUAUCGAUGCUUGGCAGGAGCGCCACGGGAUCAAGGUCGACCAACAGAUACGCCUGGUGAAGCUUGCCCAUAUGCGAUACCAACAUCCUGAUCUUGAUGAAAUUACCACUUUCCUCCUAGACUUCGGCAUGGAAGUCGAGAAAAGGACCGAAACCGAAGCCUGGUUCCGUGGAUAUGGGCCAGAUCCGUAUGUGUACUAUGCUCUGAAGGGGCCAAAGAAGUUUCUAGGAGGGACUUAUGAGGUCGAGAGCUACGAUGAUCUGGAGAAAGCAUCGAGACUACCGACUGCUAGCGAGAUCCAGGAACUUAAGGAUGCUCCAGGCGGAGGUUUGUUGGUCACGGUCACUGACCCUGAAGGGCUUCCAGUCAAUCUCUUGUAUGGCGCAAAAUCAGAGCGUCCCGAGGGGAAGAUGGAGAAGCUCGUCUACAAUUAUGAGUCCGAGAAGCCGCGUGUGCGGAAAUUCCAACGAUUCCAAGUUGGCCCUGCAGCUGUCUACAAGCUUGGACACUACGGCGUCUGUAGUCAGAAAUUUGAGGAGCUUGUCGAUUUCUACACCAGAACUUUCAACAUAGUGCCAAGUGACUUUCUUUAUGCUGGCAUGGGGGCCAAAAAGAAGAAUGUGGCUGUAUUUGCUCACAUUGACCGCGGCGAGACCAUGGUCGAUCAUCACUGCUUCUUCAUUAGCAUGAAUGACACCACCCAUGUGCACCAUGCAUCUUUCGAGGUCCAUGACUUUGACACGCAGAAGAUCGGCCAUCAGUGGCUUGCCAAGAAGGGUUAUCAGUCUGUCUGGGGUGUUGGUCGCCACAUUCUGGGCUCCCAGAUCUUUGACUAUUGGUGGGACACGACGGGGAAUAUGAUUGAGCAUUAUGCCGAUGGCGAUCUUGUAAACAGAGAGACACCGAUUGCAUAUGGGCCUGCGGGAGACGAGUCUCUUGCAGUUUGGGGUCCUGACCUGCCAGCGGGAUUUUUGAGCUGA